AUGACGACCACGGGCGUUCGCCUCCUGCUGUUGGCAGUCCUGGCGACUACCGUUGCCGCCGCAGAUGAUGCCGAAUUCGCCUUCAAUCUCCUCACAGACGUUGCACCAAUCCUUGCGCUUUUUGGAGACGCCUUUGCAAAACAGUUUAUGAGCGAGAGCCUGACAUGGGUUGAUCACCUCAUCUUUGCAGUGGUGCCCUUGGGCAUCAUUACGGCCAUUACGGCCGCCAUCCGGGUCCAGGGCAUGCAGGUUGCCAAGGCCUUCGUUGGACGCGCGAGGGAGAACCGAGCCCUUGCGGAAAUCGAGCUGAUGUCCUCCACGUCCGGCGAGGUCUGCGAACUGUUCAAUGGCAAUUCAAUCGUCCGGGCUAUGGGUAAGCCCAGAAUUGAGCAAUUCCUCAUCUUCCCGAAUGAGUAUGACGCGCUCGAGGAGAAGUACAAACAAUCCGAUGACGCCGGCGAAGAGCCCGAGGACAAGUCGUGUGGCAUCCAUUCUCUUCGGACUGCUGCUUCGAGAGAGCCAGGGGAAUCUAAACUGAUGGUGUGCAAACCCUACUCCAGUGAUAGUGUGACCGUGAUUCAAGAAUGCUCCGAGUCGGCUUUGGCAUUUUUCCGCCGCCUGUGUUGGCAUCCCCUUCGCACGAUAACCGAACUAUUUAGAUCUGCGUCUCCGACACCGCCAGGGGAUGAAAAGGGUGCAGAGACUACCUCCACUGAAUCCGGUCACCCUCCUCUCCCUCCUGGAGCAGAACCGGCCCUCAGAGGUCCACCGAAUCUCCAGUUAAACCUUUCAUCCGACCACUUCGAUCAAAAUACGCUGAAGAAGCGGCACGAGCUCAUUCUGGCAGCUGUUGUCGCGGUCCUUCUGCAAACCGGCUUGAUUGUCAUCGCGGCUGCUACAGCCUAUCACCUGAACCCUGGAUCUUCUAGCUUCUUCGAGAUCAAAGUUUACGGUUUUCCUUGCUAUGCUGCUGGCUCUCUUUUGCUCUCGAUUGGCACGGGACUUUGUUCAUUUAUCGUCGAACAUAGCACUAUUGAACACUCCUGGGAGGCAGUGAACAGCUCUGGAGAGAAAAUGAACGGAGAGAAAGCGAAGCCACAGAAGAAUGCCCCUCGACUCGUAUGGAUCCAACGGUAUCAGACAGUAAAUGACCAAUCUUUCAAAGGUUACAUCAUACUGGCUGGCCCGAAGCGUCGGGUCAUUACCUCGAGGCGGGAUGAUGACAUUGAGAAGCAUCAUCGCAGCGACGAUUCGGCCUCUGGAGGCCCACACUCAAGUAGGGGUGGGAAAAAUGAAGGGUUUUGGCAGUGGCUUACUGUUGGCGCCGCUCUUUCGGCAGGCCUUGGGUUUAUAGCUCAGUUCAUGGGCCUCCGUGGCCUUGCUUUCCCAUGCUCUAUUGCUCAACUCGGCGCCAUCUUCAUCAUGGCCCUCAUUCGAGCUAGCAUCCGGAGACGCCUAGGAAGGGUCCCGGCACAUUGUCCCGCGCUUGAAGGGUAUGAGCUCGACUUCUUGGCGACACAACUCGUUUUCUAUCCAAAGGUCCGAACCUCCGAUCAAUGUGGAAAGGGAGAGGAGAACUAUGGGGGAGACAAAUUACCGAGCGACUUCUGCAGAUGGAAAAUCAAGACUGCAGAUCCAAAGCAACGGAAUGCCUUUUUUGCUCAACCAACGCUUACCAGUCGAUCGGACCCGAAGGAUGGAACGACCAUAUCUGAGCCAGCACAACAACAUUCCAGUAUCACAUCCCAAAAGAGCAGAACUGGCCCGGAUUUCAAAGCAUCAUCGAGCCAACAACUCAUCCGUGUGCGGGAGAGACUAGGUGACUUAUGCCACUUCACAUCCAAGUCCACAGAGAGCGCUCUAUCUUUAGCACAGUCCAUCGAGCUUUUCAUGAACAGCUUCUCGCCGCUCUCUACGGGAGAGGAUGAAAGCGAAGAGCCACUCUCACACGUGGACUGGCUGAUUGAAGCCACUACACUAACAUCCACCGGCGUGUCUGAAGAUCCAGACAAGGUCAAGAUUCCAGUGGUACGAAGGAACUCGGAUGGCAAGUGGGAAGUGGAUGUUGCCAAGAUCGAUGCAGCAAUCUCUCUCUGGAUGGCCAGCAUCGAGGCCAAGAAGGCCAAAGAUGCAAAGAACGCGCAACAGCGCAGGGAUGCUCGACAGGGUUUGGGAAAUGGCAGAUCAGCUACGGACGUGGCGCGGCAUUCCGGUGAUACAUUGCCUGAGUGGAGGCGCACCAAGGUUGGAGAUGACUUGAGACGCAGCUUUGGCCGCAUCAUCGGGGACAACUUGAAUGAUGAGGUGCUCAAGCGGGAUAUCUCUUGGUGGGUCGACAGCAUUAUCGCUGAGCAGAGUGAUCCUGCGGUGGAAGACGAAAACAACAGCAUCGACGAAGGGAAUGAAAAUAGCAGUGAUGCCGAGGGCAAUGGACGACUUUGGAGCAGAGCAAGGGGCAGUGGUGUUGAUCUUGUGAUUGGAUUCAACGGCAACAAACCGCACACUGAUCCCGCCCGGGAGCUUGGUAUUACCUCGAAUGGCUACCUCCACACCAAUUUGGCGCAGCAUUUUUUCACCAGUUUCAUGUGGACUGUGGUUGAAUUCCUGCCGAAGAACUGUCUCAACCCUGGCAUUGAUGAAAUCCAACAAGAGGUAGAGAUAGAAGGUCCCAAGGUGUUCGAAUCAUACGAUUUCACCCAGACCUGGCUCCGACCCAAGCUUCGCCACCGUCGACUCACCAAAGUCGUCCGAGAAAUGGAAUCCUACGGUCUAGGAAGCACCACCGACAUGCUUCUCUGCAUGAUACCAGCGCUCAGUUCCAGGAGCCUUUUGCCCAAUCAGGCAAUAUUCAAGCUCAUGCCACGUGUUGGUUCUGGCCGGGGAUGGGUAGAAAUAGCCAACUGCCACAAGAAGCUCCUUGAAACGAUCAAGACAGACGAGGUAAGCGAGGAAGACCAAUUCAGCGUUGCCAUUGUUGUGGCCUCAAUGGACUUCCUUUCUUUCGCUUAUGAGCCGUACGAUGAACAGACGAAACCUCCACCGGAUCUGGACAAUGAGCUCAAGACCAUUGUGGAGAAACUUCUCUCGCCCAAGUUCAUCACCGUCUUGGAAAAGCUUGCGCCUGUUUACCGCCGUCAGUGCCGCCACAGAUUACUCUACAACGUUCUUCAAUAUCCAGCGGGCCCGGUUCGUGGCCUAGAUGAAGAUUUUGCGAAGAACAUUCUGGGGUUUGCGCAGAGCCAUCUUAGAACGUUCUUUCGAACAGAUGAGUUGAUGCUCAAUCGACGUGCCACGGCAAGAGAAUUCAGGACAUAUGAAAAGCACGACAUCUUUGGAUGGACUCCGUACCACUAUCAAGUUGUUGAUGACAUUGAUCGGGCUGAUUUUGAACUCUUUCUUGAGGAUUCUAAAGGACGAGCUGAGCGGUUGCCCAGCAUGCUUGACAAUUUAGGACGGAGCCCGAUCCAAAUCGCUGUCUUGGUAGGAAGGCGCGACAUCUUUGAGGCCAUAUUCCGCCAUCUGAGCAAAGAGGGUUGCAAGAAGGCCGUUCAAGCAAGUGGCACCGAUGACAUGACGCUUCUUCACUUGAUUGCAAAAAGCGGGAGCCUCGAUUGUCUUGAUUCGAUAUCCCCACCUGAAACAAAGGCCCUUCUCUCGAAGAAAGACAUUUGGGGUCGCCAAGCACUUCACAUCGCUUCCAAGCUAGGGCAUGGAGAGAUUAUUUCUGAGCUCUUGGAAAUGGGAUCGCGUUCUGAUGAACUCGACGAUGCUGGGAGAUGCCCUGUCUACUAUUUUGUACAAAGGUGGAAAGAGAAGGGUCCGGAAAGCACCGUUCAAGAGCAGCACAGCAACAAUCCAGAGGCCAAUGAUUCUCCCGGCAAUGAGUUCUCCAAGAAUCUAAGCAAGGAAAGUUUCGAAUUGUUUCUGAAAUUUGCUAUGGAGCCUCACUGUCGAUACAGCAACGGAAAAACCUUCCUUCACUUCGCAGUCGAGGUCGCAGGCGACGACAACAUUCGCACAUUGGUAUGUGAGAAAGGGUUCGACGUCGAGGCCCGGGACAAUGACGGACGAACGCCUUUGCAUUGCGCGAUUCUCAGCGGCCGUCCCAGCGUGGUUAGCACCCUCAUCAAAGACUUCCGAGCGAAGCCAUCCGCGAAGGACUCUCGCAACACUACAGCGCUCAUGUUCGCUGUCCAGAAAAACUACAUCGAUGUCGCCCGAGCAAUAUUAGAUGUGUCCGAUCCCAGUUCUGUCAAUGAGGUUGACGAUGACAAGAAGGCUGCGAUUCAUUAUGUCCGUAGCCGAGAAAUGGCCGACUUUUUGAUCACGAACAAAUGCAACUUGCUGGCAACAGAUUCUCGUGGCAGGAGUGCACUGCACACGGCCAUUGAGCGAAAAGACAAUGUCGCACUAUAUCUUUUAGGACUCGAAGAUCCACGCCAGGUGCAAACAGAACCAUUCGACGACAACAAAGAAUCACUACUCGUCACGGCAUGCAGAUGUGGUUUUUCUGAAAUCGUUCCAGGAAUCCUUGGGCUGUGGCCUAACAUCAUCAACAAUGAAGACGAGAAGGAGGGUCUGCCACCUAUCUCAUGGGCUUGUGUGGGUGGGCAUAGCGACGUUGUCGCAAAGCUGCUACAACACGAAGGCAGUGAGCGGGUUAAUGUGAACAAGACGGCAUGGGCUAUCAAGUAUACCCCACUACACUUUGCUGCCACAUUGGGAGAUUCCAAAUGCUUGGCUCUCCUGCUUGAGCAAUCAUCUACCAAAAUUCAUCAACAAGGUGGCGUAGGGGAAACGCGACCACUGAGACUAGCUGUGAGGUUUGGCCGCAAAGAUGCCGCCCGAAUGCUACUCCAGGAUCAUCGAACUGCCCCUAAAGAACAACUCCGCCACAUUAAAGAGUUCACCUCUUCAUCGUCUAGUGUAUUCCAAAGCAUCAUUGGGGAUAUACUUGAGACGUUUGCGGGCACCUCUUUGAUUCGUGACUACUUUGAAUGGCUUGUCGAUAUCACAGCUGCUCCAGGCGCGCAAGAGUCAAUCAACAAAUUCGUCGUGGAUAUAAAACGAGGUGGAUGGAAGAAGUUGAAGACUCCUUAUCAUCUAGCAAUCUUUCUUGGUGAUGCCGAGUUCAUGCAGAUACUGAAGGAGCAAGAUGUCCCUCAGGGGGGGCUGGACGAAGACAACUGGUCUUUGGUGGACUACGCCAAACGCUUCGAUCGUGAUGGAACUUUGACAAGCCUUGUCAAUCACUUUCAGCCUUUGGACGCCAGCAUGGAACACAAGCAUAAGGAGCCGACGACUCUGAUCUGCACUUCUUCUGAACCGAUUGUCAAAGUCACUUCCUGCGCCACCAAGGGUCAUGACUAUUGCUCGAAAGUACACGAUGUCAAGGUUAUUUGGUUGUCAAUGGGUAGCUGGCACACGUGCAUACGCAGCGAUCACAGCAUUCCCCCAUCUAACAAAUAUUUUUAUUUUGAGGUGGAGGUCCUUCAAGAUUCAGUAUCCCAAAUUUUUGGGAUCGGCUUCUGCCGCUUGAAUGACAGCGAUGAUCAAAUGCCAGGCUGGUUCAAGGGGUCAUGGGGAUACCAUGGCGACAAUGGGAAGCUCUUCAUCGAAUCACGUACUGGGGCCACUCCGAGCUCAGACUUUGCAGAUUCUGGCAAAUUAAAGUCCGGUGAUGUUGUGGGUGUCUGCUUGAACGUAAAUACAGGACAAGGGUUCUGUACGCGCAAUGGCAAGAAGUUGAACAUGGGGAAUGCUUUCGAGGGACAUGAGGAAAGGUUUAAGUAUGGCUUCAGCUCCUUCCCAGGCAGGUUCCGCGAUGUGGAAAAGGACAACUCGCCACAGUCGCCCUCUCAUGACCAAAUUUCCACCUUUUACAGCACCAUAUGGUGCAGCUGGGGAUUCAAGUUCCGUGCGACACUGGAGCAACUCUAG
Messenger RNA from Fusarium keratoplasticum, 5940 nucleotides. Its product is annotated as Protein SSH4. The record is from RefSeq and is a predicted model, not a curated record. The transcript is spliced from 12 exons. Gene Ontology annotation, molecular function: protein binding. Lineage: Eukaryota; Fungi; Ascomycota; Sordariomycetes; Hypocreales; Nectriaceae. The coding region runs from base 1 to 5940 and encodes 1979 amino acids.